AUGGCUGAAUUACCUUUUGUUGUCCCUCAAGACGCCCUGAUUGCUAUUGUGGAAGAUGCGGGAGCGGCGAUUCUCGCGGUUUAUGAAGGUGAUUUUGAAGUACAGAAUAAAGCAGACGAAUCGCCUUUGACCCAGGCGGAUCUGGCCGCCCACAAAAUCAUUGUCGCGGGCCUCCAGGCAGCGACGCCUGAAAUUCCGAUCAUCUCUGAAGAGUCAGAACCGCCUGGUUUUGACGUGCGCAGUCAGUGGCCCACGUACUGGCUGGUUGACCCCCUUGAUGGCACCAAAGAAUUUGUCAAUCGUAAUGGCGAAUUCACCGUGAAUAUCGCGUUGAUCCAUAACGGAGAAGCGGUUUACGGCAUUGUCGGUGUACCGGUUCAGCAGCGUGUCUAUAUCGGUGAUGUGGUGGCUGGCACGGCCUGGUGCCUAGAUCAGGGCCAGAUGCGUACUAUCCGCAGCCGCAAGAUGCGUGCAGGGCAAUCUGAACUGGUGGUUGUGGCCAGCCGUAGUCACGGCGGUGAGCGCCUGGAGAAUUAUCUGGAUGAGUUAGCACAGACGUUCAGCGCGCUUGAACGGCAGCCGGUCGGCAGCUCUCUGAAACUCUGUACGCUGGCGGUGGGAGACGCAGAUUUUUAUCCGCGCCUUGGCCCGACCAGUGAGUGGGAUAUUGCCGCGGCCCAUGCGGUGUUGCGUGCAGCGGGUGGUGAGGUCUACACGUUUGAUGGCAAGCUGUUGGCGUAUAACUCGAAAGAAAGUCUGUUGAAUCCUGAAUUUGUCGCGGUUGCUGAUGCGGGCUUUGACUGGUUUUCUGUGUUACCUGAUCAGCCGCCGGUUCAGAUCGAGCAUUGA
Messenger RNA from Symbiodinium necroappetens, 849 nucleotides. The record is from the annotation of a GenBank genome assembly. NCBI's taxonomy places the organism in Eukaryota, Dinophyceae, Suessiales, Symbiodiniaceae.